AUGUUUUGCGGUAAUGCUAAUGGUGAAUUGCUACCACCUUAUGUUGUUUACAAAGCUGAGUCGUUAUGGAAUACAUGGAUGGAACAUGGGCCACCAAAAGCACGUUAUAACAGAUCAAAAAGUGGUUGGUUUGACUCAACAUGUUUUGAGGACUGGUUUUUUUCUUUACUUCUUCCAAGACUUAAGAAGGCUCAAGGAAGAAGUCUCAUUAUAGGUGAUAACGUAUCUUCACAUUUGAGCAUUGCAGUACUAUUAACUGGCGCAUUAUAUUAUAAAAUAUUAUGUGAAUGGAAGGAGAAAGGAAAAGGAAGGAGAGUUGCUUCUCUUCCUAAAGAUGAAUUUCCUAGACUUUUAGACCGUUUAAUUACCAACUUAAAUGAACAUGGGAAUGAUAACCUUAGAGCUGGUUUUCGCAAAACUGGAAUUUUUCCAUUAGAAAAGUCUCAAGUGCUUUCACGACUACUAUGUUGUAAUGUAGGUAUAGACUCAACUACUGAUUUAGUAAGCCAAUCAUUUUUAGAUCAUUUAUGUAAGUCACUAGAUGAUCCCUCAGAUGGUUCUAAAAAACCAAAGCGACGUAAAGUAUGUGCUGUCCUAGGUAAAAGCUUAUGUUCAACAGAUAUAUCAUUGUGUGUUAUAAAUGAAAAUAAUAAAUUAAAUUCAAAUAAUGUAGAUACACCUAUCAGUAUUAUAAAUACAAUUGAGACCAACAACAUUGAUUUUUCUGGCCCAAGUACAAAUACUGGAACUACUGAGACUUCUAAUCUAAUUUUUGCAGAUGUAAGUUUAGUUGUAGAAAGUCAUACAAAAUCUUUAGAUCAUUCAGCAUUAGGCAAAAAGAACUUUCAAAAUAUUGGUAAAAUAAAAAAUGUUUGUAAAAAGAAGAAAUUAUUAAAUCUUGUAGAGAAUUGUUAUGUAAUUGUUAAAUGCAAUGGAGAGUUAAAUCCUGGACAGUUGAAAAAAAUAAGAAAAAAUGGAGCAGAAAUUACUAUUAUGAAAAAAAAUGGACUUAACUGGAAAUGGUCACUACCAGCAGAGCAACUUUUUUUCCGCCAGUCGAUUUUAUUGAGGAACCAAAGAAAAUUUCAAAAAGAGGAAUUUAUUCAGUUCCAGAACUUUUUUACUAAAUUUUUUAAAACAUUUUUUUCAUUUUUGUUUUUUUUUAUACCUAAACUAUUUUGUUUACUUGGUAUCUAUACUUGUUUAGUUUGUACCUAUAUUUUAUUUACUGUACACAAGAACUUUGUUACUAAAUCUCAUUUUGUCACUUUAUUUUUGUAAAUUUAUUUUCUUUGCCUAAAUAUUGCUGCUUU
This is a messenger RNA of Hydra vulgaris (swiftwater hydra), 1313 nucleotides long. The record is from RefSeq and is a predicted model, not a curated record. NCBI's taxonomy places the organism in Eukaryota, Metazoa, Cnidaria, Hydrozoa, Anthoathecata, Hydridae.